AUGCUCUCCCGUGUUGCUGCAGUGAAGGCACCCCGCACACACAACCGUCGCCGCGUGACCGGAUCCAGCGGAAGGAGGAGGGAAGGAAGAGAGAGUGAGUCGCAGAGGCCCAACAUGUCGCGGCGUGUGUUUACUUCCGCGGUGCUGCUCCUCCUUUUCGUGUUGAUGUGCGCCGCCGCGGGGUCUGUACAAGCCCAAAACUAUGGAACAAGAGUGGACGAUUCCUAUGGAAGACACAGUUUGGAGCAGUCGCCAAGGGAGUAUCCAGUCGCAAACACAGCGGCCGCUGGCCACAUUUUCCGCAAUCCCCAUCUUGUGAAUGUGGACGGGAUGCUGCUGGCCAUUGUUGGAGCCCAGUUCAAUGGAUCUGUGGGGAGCGGGAGUGCGUCCAUGCAGUUGACGGCACGGAUCAGCGUUGAUGGUGGGAGGACGUGGCGGCCGUACGCGGGGCCAGAAGAUCUUGACUUUUUUGCUGCACACCUUCACCAGAUGUUGUUUACCACGCCUUUCAGACUCUUCGGACCGCUUUUUGCUUUUGUGGAGGGCUACGACUUACGGAACGGGGCCAGAAUUCGGUUUACCGAUGAGUGGGGAGGAAGUGGUGUGGAGUCUGUUAUUCAUUUUCUGGAGACGGGGCCUAGACGAAGCGGAGGUUUUUCGAUGAAUUCCGUCUCUAUGAGCAUUCGCCUUCCUUAUCCCUAUAAAUCCGACGAAUUGAUUGGCUUCCUCAACGAUGCCAGUACUCCCAUCACGAAAAUGACGGAUGGCACGCUCGUGUUUCCCGUGCAGUUUCUGACAAUGGGAGGGAACACUGCGUCCACAAUCAUGUACAUGAAUUUCACUCAACAGCGCUGGACCUUUGCAAAAAGCGCGACACAUGCGGGCUGCACCAACCCCAGUAUCCUUGAAUGGGAGGCUGGGAAAAUCAUCAUGAUCACUUCAUGUGAGUACGGUCGCAGAAGGGUGUACGAGUCGACUGACAAGGGGAACACGUGGACGGAGGCUCUGGGGACGCUCUCGCGCGUGUGGAGCAACUCAUUGGCAGGUCUUGGGCUCCACAUUCAGAGUGGAUUCAUCACUGCAACUAUUGGUGGAAAGAAGGUGAUCCUCCUCACCCAGCUGGAAUAUUUCGGGGACAAAGAAAGGAGCGAGAUUCACCUGUGGCUAACGGACACGAACCGCAUUUACCACGUUGGCCUGUUACCCACUGGGUAUGGCGCGACCUCCAGCUCUCUUUUUUACGCGAAUGAUAAGCUGUAUUGUUUGUACGAGGCCGGUGUUGGAAGCAGCUCCGGAGCCUUCUUCCUGGAUCUGGCUUCCGAGCUGCACUGGAUAAGGCAUGCGCUGGAUACUUGGGCCGCGAAGGACAAUGCCUUGAGACAAUGCAGCUCAAUUGCCUCAGGCGCCGCGCUGUCAAGAGGGAACUGUUCUGUUCCUAUCCCCACGACUGGGCUUGUGGGCCAUUUGGCCGAUAGGCUCCGUGGGGACAAGUGGGAGGACGAGUACCUUGGGGUGAAUGCCGUUGUGAGGGGUGCGGCGAAAAAGGCUCCCAGUGGGUGGACGUUUGAAGGGCAAGGCGCGGGGGCCGAGUGGCCCGUGGACAAGCAGUGGCCGACCAGACCGUUCCACUUUGCAAACUAUGGGUUUACUCUUGCGGCAACGGUGUCGAUUCACGAGGUGCCGAAGGGCAUCACUCCCCUGAUGGGCCUGAAGAAAAUGGGGAAGACAACACUCCUGGGACUGUCGUACGAUAAUAAUAUGGAGUGGAGCGUGGUGCACGGGCCGUACCAGAGUUAUUUUGCUAAAUGGGAGCUGGACAAGACGUAUCACGUGGUGCUCAAAAUGCAUGACGGUGUGGGCUCCGUGUACGUUGACGGGACUCCCCUUUGGAAUAUGAGGCUGAGAAAUUCGUUCAAUGAAGGGCUGGACGCGGUCUCACACUUUUACUUUGGCGCGUACGAUGAGCAGUUGAGCAGCGGGAAAAUCCAUGCGACGGUGGCGAACGUCUUUCUGUACAACCGCCCGUUGAAUGAAACUGAGAUUGGCGCCCUCAACGCGAAUAAAGUCACCAUUCCACCUCCGGAAAGGAAGUCGGCGAAAGCGGCGGCAGCUACUUCCCCGCCCGUUGAACCCGUAACCACUUCGGUUGCCACGGAGGCGCAGGCAACUGCGCCAGCGUCUACUACUGCCGCGUCGACAACUACUUCCCCGUCCGUUGAACCCGUAACCACUUCGGUUGCCAAAAAUACGCAGGCAACUGUUCCAGCGCCCACUCCUGUCGCACCACAGCUGACGGAACAAGCAACCUCGAACGGGAGCAGUGACCCGAGCGGUGGCGAUGCAUCCACACCAGCGGUGCCCAAUACCACGACACCCGCAGCAGGGGAGAGGAGCGCAGACCAGUCGGCAUCUGUUGCAUCUUCAAGUGCCGCCAACUCGGAGGAUGACACUUCCUUGUCUGAUGAUGCACAAACGGUGGGGAAAGAAGUUGCCGAUAACAAGCAGGGAGAUCAACCAACCCAAGUCUCUGUGGGCGUCUCCGACGCAGCAAAUCCAAAAUCACAUACCGCUGAAAGCAGGGGGCAAGAAGAGCCUGCAGUAGAAACUGAGGGGGGCGUGAGCUCUGAUGAGAAUGGGGAGACGACGGGAGGAGCUGAUGGACAAGAGGAAGAUAUCCAGCCACAGGAAGGGGAAGCAAAGGCUGCGGCACUCGGCCUCGCACUAAAAAGCAGUCUUGGAAAUUCGUCGCAGCGGGAUGACAGCGUUGCUGGUACCAUGCGUGAGAGCAGGGUGCUGCUGCCGCUGCUUCUUCUGCUGUUGGGACUCUGCGGGUUUGCGGCUUUGUGA
Messenger RNA from Trypanosoma cruzi, 2847 nucleotides. RefSeq names its product trans-sialidase, putative. Gene Ontology annotation, biological process: ganglioside catabolic process; oligosaccharide catabolic process. The coding region runs from base 1 to 2847 and encodes 948 amino acids. The record is from RefSeq and is a predicted model, not a curated record. Gene Ontology annotation, molecular function: exo-alpha-sialidase activity. Gene Ontology annotation, cellular component: intracellular membrane-bounded organelle; membrane; cytoplasm. NCBI's taxonomy places the organism in Eukaryota, Euglenozoa, Kinetoplastea, Trypanosomatida, Trypanosomatidae. The transcript has a single exon.